AAAAGACAUAUUUUAAAGCAUAGGAAAAACUUAUUGAAUUAAUUAAUGAAUUCCAGUAAGUUGGAUCAUUUUGGAUGCAUUUAUUCUAUUGUGUAAGUUAAAAUCUUAUACAUAGAAAAUCUUAAAAAUAGAUAUUGUUAGGAAGAUAUGGGAGGAUGGUGGUGGCAGCAUAGUUUUGAAUCAUACAUGCUCACAAAACAGAACACCUAGACAGCAAAACUGUAAAAACCCACAGAAUGUGUUCUCUGACCACAUAGAAUUAAGUUAGAAAUUAAUAAAAAUAAAACAUCUAGAAAAGUUCCUAAUAUCUAGAAAUUAAACAACACAGUAGUAAAAAACCCACAUUAAAACAAAAACACAAGCAUAUGAAUCAAAAAAUAAAUCAUAAAGGAAAUUAGAAAUGUUUUUAUGGGGUGUGCUCAGAGCAGGGAGUCUGAAGAAAUGGCUUGUCUGUUUAUAACACACCCAACAGGAAUCUGGGUUCAUUGUGACAAGGGGCACAAAGCUUGUGGCCUUCCUAUAAACAAAUACCCAACACAUGUCCUCCAUGCAGCUGCUGGGCAGGACCGGUGGGACAGGGCUCAGUACUGGAAGGAAACCUACAGUAUUUAGUGGGGGAGUUUGCCACUUAGAGCCAGUCUGGUCCACGUGUGGGUGGGCCAUGAGUGGUCUUAAAAACAUACAGGCUUUGAACCUCUCUCUUCAAGGAAAAAAGAAAAAUAGAUUACAACUACAUGCUGUUCUGGAAAAGGCAAAACUAUGGAGACAAUAAAAAGAUCAAUGGUUGCCAGGAGUUUGAGGGGGGAGAGGGGAGAUGAAUACAGAGAAUACAGAAGUUUUUAUGAGCAGUGAAAAUACUUUGUAUGACAUUGUAAUGAUUUUAUGUCAUUAUAGUUUUGUCCAAACCCAAAGAACGUGUGCAACACUAUUUACUUCAUUAAAGUGAACCCUCAGAUGAACUGGGAACUUUGGUGAUUAUGAUGUGUCAGUGCACUUAAUGCUUGGUUAAAAAAAAAGGCUUAACACUCAUGGUAGAUGUUUUUGGCAAAACUGUUUCACUUUUAUAUAUGUAUAUAUAUUAUAUAUGUAUGUGUGUUUAUUGGAUUAUGAUGUAAAAUGUACCUUUUAGAUCAAAAAAGUUUGCAGGCCACUGUAGUUAUAUUGGCAAAUACAAGCACAAAUUAAUCUCAAAAAAAAAAACCUGUUUUUAACUUAAUGAUAAUGAAAACAACAUUAAACAGUGGGAUGCUGCAAAAUCAGUGUUUAGAUGGAAAUAUAUAGCAUUAAGGCUUACAUAGGAGAGAAGAAACGUCUCAAAUCAAUUAUAUACUUUCCACCUAAGAAGCUAGAAAACGGAGCAAGUUAAACUCAAAGUAAGCAUAACAAAGGAAAUAAUAAAGAGAAGAUUAGCAAUCAAUGAAAGAAAGAAAAAGAACAGACUAUAGAAAUCAAUUAAACCAAAAGCGAGUUCUUUGAAAAGAUCAGUAAAACGGAUGAUUAAGCCAGACUAACCACGAAAUAGAGAGAAGGCCAAAUUACAAGGAAUGAGAUAAUGACAUCACUAUAUCUUAACAGACAUUAAAAGGAUAAUAAAGGAAUAGCAGAAACAACUUUAUGCCACUAAAUUUGAUAAUUUAAAUGAACUGGACAAAUGCUUUGAAAGACACAAACUACAAAAGCUCACUCAAGGGACUUCCUAGGUGGCACAGUGGUUAAGAAUCCACCUGCCAGUGCAGGGGACACAGGUUCGAGCUCCAGGAAGAUCCCACAUGCCGCGGAGCAACUAAUCCCGUGCGCCACAACUAUUGAGCCCAUGUGCUGCAACUACUGAAACCCAUGCACCUAGAGCCUGUGCUUCACAACAAGAGAAGCCACGGAAACAAGGAACCUGCACACCACAACGAAGAGUAGCCCCCACUCACCGCAACUAAAGAAAGCCCACGCACAGCAAAAAAGACCCAACACAGCCAAUAAAAUAAAUAAAUAAAUAAAUAAAUAAAUAAAUAAAUAAAUAAAUAAAGUUCCCUUAAAAAAAAAAGACAUAGAUAACCUGAAAAUUCCUGUAUCUAAUAGAGAAAUUGAAUUUGUUGUUUAAAACCUUAACACAGAGGAAAUUCCAGGUCAUAAAGCCUUCACUGGUGAAUUCUACCAGACAUUUAAAGAAAAAAAUUUCUACAUAAAUUAUUCUGAGAAAUACAAGUGGAAGAAACACUUCACAGCAAACUUUUAAGGCCAGCAUUAUUUUCAUACUAAAAUCUGAAAAAGGCAUUACAAGAAAACUAUAGGCCAAUAUCCUUUAUGAACAUAGAUGCAAACAUCCUUAACAAAAUGUUAACAAAUCAAUCCAGCAAUAUAUAGAAAGGAUAUGUUCUGACCAAGUGGCAUUCACUUUAGGAAUGCAAGAUUGGUUUAACAUUAGGAAAUUCACCAUAUUCAUAGACUAGAAAAGAAAAACUGUAUGAUCUAAAAAGAUGCAGGAAAAGCUUUUUGCAUAAUUCAACAUACAGUCAUGACAAAAGAUUUUGGUAAGCUAGGAAUAGAAGGGAACUUCCUCAAUAUGAUUCAGGGCCUCUGCAAAAUACUACAGCUAAUAUACGUAAACGGUGAAAGACUUAAUGUUUUCCCUCCAAGAUUGGAAAAAAGACAAGGAUGGCCACUCUCAUUAUUUAACCAGACAUCCAAGUCAGUGCAGUAAGGCAAGAAAAUGAAAUAAAAGGCAUAGAGUUUGAAAAGGAAGAAGAAAAUAUAGUAUUUAUUCAUAGAUGACCUGAUUGAAGAAUCUACAAAAGCUACAGAACUAAUAAGUGAUUUUAGCAAGGUUGCAAGUUACAAGGUCAUAUACAGAAAUACUAGCAACAAUUGGGAAUCAUUUGUUGUAUCAUUUACAAUAAUAUAAAAAAAACAGAAUACUUAGGGAUACAUUUAAUGAAAUAUGUGUAAUGUCUAUAUGCUGAAAACUAUAAAACAUUGCUGAGAUAAAACCUUAAAUUAGUAGGAGAGAUAUCUUACUCAUGGAUUGUAAGAUGCAAUAUUGUUAUAAUGUCACUUCUCAAACUCAUCUUUAGAUUCAUGGCAUUCCCCAUUAAAAUCUCAGUGGGCUUUUCUGUAGAAAUUGACAAGCUAAUUCUAAAAUUGACAUGGAAAUGCAAAGGCGCUAGGAUAGUCAAAAUUAUUUUGAAAAAGGACAAAAUUGUAGGAUUUAUAGUACCUGAUUUCAGUACUUACUAUACAGUAAUCAAGAGUGUAGUACUGGUGUAAGUGUAGACGUAGAUCAAUGGAGCAAAAUAGAGAGCCUAGAAAUAGACAUAUGCAUAUAUAUAUAUAUGAUUGAUUUUCUAUGAAUGCUGAUUUUCUACAAAGGUGCCACAGUAACUGUGUUGGGAAAGGUAGAAACAAAUGGUGUUGGAAACAGUAUUUAUCUAUCUGUGAAAUACGAAUCUCAACCCUUACCUUACACAGUAUACUAAAAUUAACUUGAGAUGAUCCAUACACCUCAAUGUAAGAACUUAAACUAUAAAACUUCUAGACAAAAACAUAGGAGCAAAUCUUUAUAAUUUGGGAGUAGACAAAGAUUUCUUAGGAUACAAAAAGCAUGAGCCACUAAAGAAAAAAUUAUAGAUUGAACUUCACUGAAAUUAAAGUCUUUUACUCUUCAAAAGAUCCUGUUAAGGUGAAAAGGCAAGCCAUAGACUGGGAGAAAGUAUUUGUGAAAUGUACAUCUGAUAAAGGACUUGUACCCAGGAAAACCCCAAGGAGAUAUCACUAUACACCCACUAGCAUGGCUAAAAGUAGAAAGGCUAGUCAUAUUAGAUAUUGAUGAAGAUGUGGAACAACUAGAACCUUCUCACAUGUUGCUGGUGUGUAUCUGUAUUCAGAUGUUUAAAGCAAAUAGUCAUGUUGCACAUGCAAAGGAAUAUAUCUCUGUAAUUUCAAAAAUUGAAAUCUAUUUCCAUGUGCUUUGACAUUUCCUCUUUCUUUAAACACCAACUUAGGUGAGUAGUACUGCUGUGUCCUACUGAUAGGACCUUAUUACUCUCAGCAAACUGGUAUGAAAUAGAUUAGAGGUAAUUUGAAAUAUUCAGUGUACAAGUGUAGACUAGGAUGUUCUGCUUAUAAACCUGAAUUUUUGUUACAUAGGCUAUAACUGAAAAUCUUUGUGGUAACAUAAUGCCCAAUUCAUCUAAGAAUUUUAAAAUACUUUCUUUUUUGAAGAUUUUUUUUAAUGAAAAUACUUUGUAGUAAAGAAGCCUAUUUUGGAGUCUCCAUAAUAUUGAAAAUGUUUGCUUAUCCUUAAAUAACAUUUCCUAAUAGUUCUGUUCGCAGAUGUAGAAACUUUUGAACAUGAUUUUUUUAGAUUGAGAUUUUUGUGUUUUAUUGAACAAUACAAAAAGUAAUUCUUGUGUUUAAAUCAUCCUGGCUCAAUUUGUGGUACUAGGGAAGACUGGGAAGAACGUUUGUGAUAGAAUUACCAUCACUAGCACAUAUAUCCAUUUGUUAUAUGCCCAUUGCUGGAAUAGGGGCCGUAUAGACUAUUGAAUGCACAGACCCAUGGGGUACUUUCCCAUCAGAAUCAUUUCAACAGGGGAACAUAAGACUUAAAGCUUUUUAAAAAUGUAUCUGUCAUCGAAUCUUUGCUUGGAAUGGUUGUUAUGACUCUCAAUAUGUUAUACUUUUAUGUUCCAAGAAGUAAAAGAAUUAGGCUUAGGGGCUUCCUAGGUGGCACAGUGGUUAAGAAUCCGCCUGCCAAUGCAGGGGACACGGGUUCGAUCCCUGCUCUAGGAAGAUCCCACAUGCCACGGAGCAACUAAGCCCGUGCACCACAACUACUGAGCAUGCGCUUUAGAGCCUGUGAGCCACAGCUAUUGAGCCCAUGUGCUGCAACUACUGAAGCCCACGCACUUAGAGCCCAUGCUCCGCAGCAAGAGAAGCCACAGCAAUGAGGAGCCCACGCAUCACAACGAAGAGUAGCCCCCACUCACUGCAACUAAAAAAGGAAAGCCCGCGCACAGCAAAAAGACCCAACACAGCCAAUAAAGUAAAUAAAUAAAUAAAUAAAUUUAUUUUAAAAAAAAAGAAUUAGACUUAAAUAAGAUGGAUAGACUAUAUGGGUUUUUUUUGGGAACAGUUAUAUUUCUCUGCCCUUUGUUGAUUUAGCCAAUCUGAGAAAUGAAUUAUGUUGGAAUUCAGAAAAUAGGCAGCUUGCUAAUUGUAAUACCAACCUAAAUGAAUGAAUUUGUUCUUUAUAGCUCUUGAAGGACUUGAGUUUAAUAAUGUCAUUCUUGCAAAAUAUACUAGUUCUUGCUAAAUGAAAUGAAAUAUCUAACAUAUAAGAAAGAAGUACUGUACUACGCAUGUAGUUGUACUGUGUCAAAAUGAGUUUCUUACAUAAAUGAUUAUGUAUAUGCACAGGUAAAGAGAUUGGAUUUUUCAUUUUUUAAUUUUGAGAUUUUUAGUCAUGUAUUUUAAAAAGUCAAGUUAAUGUUCUCUUUAGUGCAAAUUAAUGAAAUCAUAUAUUUGUCUUGUUUGAAGUAUUAAUAGUUUUGCUACUUUAUUCCUUAAGCAUAUGUUCAGAAAUACUUUAUAUCUGUGGGUGGACUGGAUGUAUUGUCUCAAGUUCUUGUGCAGUUGGAAUCUGAUUCACACAAGACUCUUUCCAGUGCUAAGCUUGCAGUGGUGGUGACAAAGACAGUGGAUGCGUGUAUUGCUAAUAACCGUGAGUGAAAAUGCUUAUUAGUAAGUUUUCUACAAUUGCAUUUUGUUUGAAUUCAGCAUGGUAAGUGUGAAAUGAUAGACUGAACGCUAAUAUGGAUUGGACUUCCGGUUUCUUGUAAGUGGGAGAGAAACUUAGAAAUUAUCUAGUGCAACUCCUUAUUUUCUCAUGGAGGUUAUGACUUCCCUAAGAAUUCAAAUCUAGGUCUUCUGACUUCAGGUUUGGUGACAGAAUCACGAUAAGAGUCUAUCAGUCCUAAACCUUUGUUUCACUUAAAAAGCAGCAUUAAAUGAAAAAGUUUAGAUGAGAAAUCAAAGGACAUUUUGGAGAUAUAGGGAAUGGAAAGCUCAAUUUAUAGAUUAAAAAAAAAUGAGAUAAAGAAUUAAGGUAUGCCUCUAUCUGAUAAGUGUGAGGAAGACUUAUCCUGCUGUAACCAGAACCAAACUUGAACUCAUGGCUGCUUCUCACAUAUACAAAUACUGAGGAAUGCUAGUCUAUAAAUCUUUGUAAUAAGCAACUCUUGACAUUCACAAAUAACUGAAAAAAAAGUAGGUCAUUUUUUAAAAAAUCAGUUAUUUAGGGCCUGCUAUGUGCUGGGCUCUAUGUGAGCUCUAGAGAUACAGAAAUGACUAAGAUAUAGUCCCCUGAGGAAUUCACAACCUUUUUGUUGCUAUCACUACUAUUAGACUCUGAACUCUGUUAAUCACACACAAACACACAAAACAAAACUGUGAGAAGUGUAGCUUAAAAUGGUGGACUUCUUGAAUUUUUCACAUCUCAGUAUAGCUUCAGAUAUGCUUAACUGCAUCAUUAACAUCAGUAGAACUAAGACCAGUUAAUAGGGUAUUUCAGUGAUAGGCAGGAAUUGAUUACAUAGGAAGGUCUUUACUGUCAAUCUAUAUAAGAUGAGGUAUGUAAGGUAAGAGUAAGUAGCUUUUAAGAAAGUAGUAGUAGUAUUUCAUAUUCACAACGUUAUGCAGGACAACUUAGAAGAAAGCAUUCUUCAAAAAACUUGCUUUAGUAUAAUGUCUUUAGUAUGGGAAGAGGAAUUAAUGAGGGCUAUAUAAGCCACGAUCUUAUUACAAUGCAUUUGUUUAUAGUCACACACACAUAUAUAUAUACACAUAUAUUAGAUGUUAUAUGAGAUGUGAAUUUUAGAUAUUAUGUAGAUAUAUAAUAUCAUUCUCCCAGGAUAAGAUCUAAAAAAUAGUAUAUGUAAUAUCAGGAAAAUACUAUAUGUAUAGUUUUAAGUUUGUACAUGUUCUUUUUUUUCCCUUUUUUAGCUACUUUUGGGGUAGUACUAUCCAAGUACCACAUUGUUUCAAAACUUCUGGCAUUGCUGCUUCAUGAAAGUCUGGAUUCAGGAGAAAAAUUUAGUAUCAUGCUUACUCUUGGUCAUUGUACAGAGGAUUGUGAGGAAAAUCAGUAUGACCUUUUUAAAAACAAUGGGCUUCCACUCAUGAUACAGGCCUUAACUGAAUCUCAGAAUGAGGAACUAAACAAAGCUGCCACUUUUGUUCUUCACAACUGCAAAAAAAUUACUGAGAAAUUAUCUCUAAGUGUAGGAGAAUAUUCUUUUGAUGAAAAUGAAGAACAAUUAAAGGACAUAAAUAUAAAAGAGAAGAAUCUUGAAGAUUACUGGAAGAAAGCAAAGGAAAUUCUACACAGAAUAGAACAGCUUGAAAGAGAAGGCAAUGAGGAAAAAGUACAAGGAGAAAAAUAUAAGGAUUAUGUUUCAUCUAUGAACAUGAAUAUUCAAAAUACAUUGAAACACCUCCAUGCAGAUAGCAGUGGUGGAGGUCCCAAAGCAGAAGAUAAGGAUAAAAGCCAGUCUAGAAAGCUUCAGAGUUAUAAGUCCCAUGAAGUCAUGUCUAAAUGUACAAAUGAUGAUCAAAUGAAGACCCUGUUAAAGAGUGCAAAUCCAGUUAAUGCUUGUUAUAGGGAGAGUGGGCAAAAUAAUAUUUUAUGUAAAGCCAGUUCAAGCUGCAAUCAAAACUUACAUGAAGAAACAACCCUUGAAAAAAAGAAUUUUGUUUCUCAAUCAAGCAACCAUAAUUUUAAACAUCCAGCUCCUAUUGCCAAAAGCACAAAGCAGCAGUUACCAGUAACAGAUCCAUUUACAUUAUGUUCAGAUAUAAUAAAUAAAGAAGUCAUCAGUUUUCUAACAACAGACAAUUGUUCCAAAGUGUUGAAGUAUGGAUGCUCAGAAAUUCUGCUGACCCCACGUAGAAGACAACAACUCAGCAAUGAAUCUACUACCCCUGGAGGAAUAAAAAAAAGAAGAAUUCGUAAAAACUUUACCAAAGAAGAAGUAAAUUACCUUUUCAAUGGAGUUAAGAAAAUGGGAAAUCACUGGAAUUUAAUUUUGUGGUCUUUCCCCUUUCAGCAAGGACGGAAGGCUGUGGACCUUGCUCACAAAUACCACAAGCUGACCAAACGCCCCAACUGUGCGGCUCCUUGAUUGGAAGAAGACCUGUCAGUUUUUAGUUUGAUGUCUUAAAAUACAGUGUGUUGAAAAUACAGAAUUUUAAGUUUUCUUAUAAAUUCUCAUGAGACAGGAACUGUGGCAAUGGAGAUACUCUUUGUGGUGCUUUAGCUCAUCAAACUAAUAAAAUAAUUUAUAAAACAAAUACACUUUCAGAUUUCCCUGGUGGUCCAGUGGUUAAGACUCCACACUUCCAAUGCAGGGGACACAGGUUUGAUCCCCGUUCAGGGAACUAAGAUCCCACAUGCUGCUCAGUGUGGCCAAAACAACAACAAAGUUCUUUUUUUUAAACACAUUUUCAAUGUGUAGAUUAGUAGGACAGGAUUCCUUUAUGAGGUCAAACAUGUUUAGGAAUGUGCUUUUGUUUUUCCUUAAGCUCAAAGAACAUAGAUCAGAGAAAAAAACUUACCAGCCUUUAAACAUUAUUUGACAUUAUAUUGCAAUGAAUACUAUGUGAGACAUUUGGAUUUUAGUAUUCUUACCCAGUGACAGUCUCU
Messenger RNA from Hippopotamus amphibius kiboko, 8692 nucleotides. It is a transcript of the gene TERB1, whose product is annotated as telomere repeat binding bouquet formation protein 1. Bases 6969 to 8171 code for a protein of 400 amino acids. The transcript has 8 exons. NCBI's taxonomy places the organism in Eukaryota, Metazoa, Chordata, Mammalia, Artiodactyla, Hippopotamidae. Gene Ontology annotation, biological process: meiotic attachment of telomere to nuclear envelope; homologous chromosome pairing at meiosis. The record is from RefSeq and is a predicted model, not a curated record.